Molecule: messenger RNA, 2053 nt
Organism: Ruditapes philippinarum (Manila clam)
Lineage: Eukaryota; Metazoa; Mollusca; Bivalvia; Venerida; Veneridae
Product: probable ATP-dependent DNA helicase RecS
Exons: 2
Coding region: 61-579 (172 amino acids)
Biological process (GO): double-strand break repair via homologous recombination; telomere maintenance
Cellular component (GO): chromosome; nucleoplasm; cytoplasm
Molecular function (GO): four-way junction helicase activity; ATP binding; nucleic acid binding
Source: RefSeq, a predicted model, not a curated record
UUAAUAGUCUGGUUCCCAGCUUCUAUUGUAAACAAAUAGAAGUCUGGCAUUGACGAAACAAUGGCCGACGCGAUGAUAGCUGAUAUAAGUAGCCAGUCAAUCACAGAUGCUUUGCAGAACUACUCUACAGAGUUCAAUUGCAAAAUAACAGAAAUUAAACCGCUACAGCUGCAAGCAAUACAAACAUUAUUAUCUAAAAAAGACUGCAUCUGUGCACUUCCAACUGGUUAUGGAAAAUCGUUUAUAUAUGAAAUUCUGCCGUUUUUUGUUCCAAAGUGUCUUGUUAUUGUUAUUGUGCCUUUAAACGCUAUAAUUGAACAGCAAACGGUGAAACUCAGUGGACAAUCAUUUUCCUUGUCAAUGAAUAUAGACACUAUUGACUUAUCAAAUACCAAAUAUUUUUUCUUUCACCCAGAAACUGUUUUAAACUCUCCUGAAGUAAACAAACUUUUUCGCUCAUCUCAAUUUCAAGAGUAUGACAAGUUUCUUGUAAUAGAUGAGGCUCAUUGUGUCAUUGAAUGGGGCAAAGAAUUCAGGAAAGACUUUAAAAGAAUAUACAUUUGUGAUUGCGUUAAAUAAUUCCACUUAAAUGUGUUUGGAAAUCUAAAAACAAACAAAAGAAAAUCUAAAAAUAUUUUUUUCUUUAUUUACUUUUCCCAUUAAUUUCAUACUAGACAUUAUAUUUAUAUUAUAUAUUAUAUAAAUAUGUAUAUACAAACACUUAAAAGCUAUCUAAAUGAACAUUUUGACUAAGGGCUGUUCCAGGGAAAACGGCAUCCCCAGGGGGGGAGGUGGAACGGAAAUCAAUUAAAAUUCGGUGGGUGGGGGUGUUUCCUGGAAUUUCCAUAUGGACUGUACCAAAAAAAGAUAAAAUUGUAUUGUGGUAACCCCAUUUUUAAGUUCCGUUCCGUUCCACCCCCAACACUUUUUCCUAGAACAGCCCUAAGUAAUAUUUGCAAUUGGUGACAAUGUAAACGGACAGUUUUGAUAAAGUGUUGUGUCCUUUAAAGAUGAGCACAGUACUUUCAGUACAGUUAUUCUUUUUUUUGGUCAUUGACAACAUCAUUUAUGAACAUAAAUAGGGGCCUUGUUCAUAUUACAGAAUCAUCAAUAGAAAAAAACUGUAAUAAAAAGAUAAAAAAUAUAGAUAUUUUACCAUGCAACCAAAUAAUACUACUUUAGUUCAGAACAAGAGCCGGUUGAACCGGGUAAUGCUCCCCGAGUAGGUAUCGGACACAGAAGUAGUUUGUCAAAAAUAGUUGUUAAAUCUGUCUGCAAACAACCAAGUUAUGGGCCAGACAUGAUUUUGCUGCAAGGUCAUGCUGUGACCUUGACCUUCAACUAAGCGUCCCAAAUUUUCAUGUGCGAUGUUCCAUCUCCAAAUCUGCUGGACUGUUAGUAUCGGGUUUACCCCCUGUAUUUACAAACAACCCGUACAGACUGGAAAAUGCCUGACUCUUGCUUAACAAUGCAAAUUGCUGACUGACUGACGGACGGACAACCCGGCAACUAUAAUCUCCCCCGAAAUUUUUUGGGGAGCAUAAAAAUCAUGAACAUUUCUGUAAUACAACCCUAAACACCAACUUGAAAACAAAUUAAAAAUAACAUUUGCAUAGUCAAAUGCAUAAUAAAAAAAUAUACAACGCAUAAACUUAAAAACAAUAAUAAUAAAGUUUCCAUAGAUAAAACAUGUGCAAUGAACAUGAACAGAAUUCUUAACAUUUGAAUGCCCAAAUUCAAAAACUUUAAUUAUUUUGGUACUAUGCCACUUAACUUUUUCUGAUAUGUUGGAGUUUUAAAAAUAAAAACAAAUCCAAUGUUUUAAGACGUAUCUUAUUAAAUACUUCACUGAUUUAUACCAGAUAAAGGGGAAUGUCCAUUUAAGAGACAUUUUUUUCUAGUUUAUUCAAUCCAAUUUUUUGAUUAGUCAAUAGUUUGUGGCAUUGGGCUCUUAACACAAUGUCUGAAGGCAACAAAACAUAGUUGUGACACAAUUUACUUUUUGGCUUGUCUGUUCAUUAGCCAAAGUCAUUGCAAUGAUAUUCUGAACUAA